AUGGCCCAGUUUGGGGGUCAGAAGAACCCUCCGUGGGCGGCCCAGUUUGCUGCCACAGUGGUGUCCCAGCCCAGCCACUCAGGACAGUCCCUGGACCUCAACAGCCUACACUGUGAGUAUGACACUUUGCUGGAUAACUGUAUUUUAUUUUAUACUCUGUGCUCAUUGGUGGGAUAAAAUUAAAGGGGUUGAGGGUACAGUGCUUGAAGGAAACUGCGUCUCGGAUCUGUUUGGCAAAGUUUGUGAUGGAGGGGAUUCAGUGGUCAACUAGACAUUCAACGAUGUUAAAAGUACUGUACUUUUUAUUUCUCUCUCCUGCCAUUUUUUCCUCUUGUUUCUCGUUCUACCCGUCUUUCUAUCUCUCCAUUCCUCUCGCUUGCCCUACCUCCUCACUCCAUCCUCUUUCGGAAUUAUUCUAUUCCACACCCCACUCUCCCCUGCAGCUCUAGGUGUGCAGCAGCCAUCUCUCUUGGGUGCGUCUCCCUCUAUGUACUCCCAGCAGUCAGCCAUGGCUGCAGCCUCCCUCAACUCCCAGUCGGCUGCCGCUAACUACCAGUUGUCCCAGCAGACUUCAGCCCUGCAGCAGCAAGCUGCAGCCGCCGCAGCUGCAGCACUGCAACAGGUGAGCUACACUAGGAUCAGCAGGGCAGUGUUCAGUUAGGCACAAUGUAGCUAAACGUUCUCAAACAGAAUAUGAUAAUAUUUGUUGUUAUUGUAUAAGCUCAGGUAGUAACUCCAGUUUCGUGCCAAGUGAACACAACCCAUAGUCUCCAAAAUGGUGGGGAGAUUCCCCAUUGGUUGGUCACGGCUAAUUUCACUUAAAGUUUUUAAAAUGUUGUUUACUGAAGAAACAUUCCCAAUGAGAAACAUUAUUUGGGUCAGACAAACUGGUUUGGGAACCACAGUUACAGAGCUUGGUGAGAGGCCAUACCUCACUAGACUUGAAGAAGCUGUGUUGUUGGAAAACCUGUUCUGAUUUGUGAGUGAGUAAUGAAAUGAUUCAACUUAUAAAAUCCCCCCACCAUCAGACAGACCACUUUCUUUAGAUGCUGAGAAAAAUACCCCUUUUUUCUUCACUUGUCUCUAGUUGAGCAUGAAGUCACUUUAACUGUUCAGUAAAUAGUCUUCCCUUCAAAGUGACAUCACUCAUAUAAACCGCAACAGAACUCAAUGACCAAGGGCCAUUUCCUGAAAUUUCAUUCAAAAGAAAAAGAUGACACAUUUCGACUAGCUAGUAUCUUUGUCGACGUAUCACCUGCCUCAAACUAACAUCUGAGUCGUACCUUACGCGCUUGAGUCUGUCUAUCCAGACAGAGCAUCAACAUUUUACAUUUACAUUUUUGUCUUUUAGCAGCCAAUCUUAUCCAGAGCUUCUUACAGGAGCAGUUAAGGUUUAGUGCUUUGCUCAAGGGGACAGACAGAUUUUGCACCAAGUCGACUCAGGGAUUCGAACCAGCGACCUUUCGGUUACUGGCCUAACUCCCUUAACCGCUAGGCUACCUGCCUCCCCUGUCAUUUAACUUUUUCUCUCUCUGGCUCGUCUCUCCUAUUGUUUCAGUCUCAAAUCAACUCGGCCCUGCAGCAGUAUCAGCAGCAACAGCAACAACCUCCUCCACAGCAGCAGCCGCCUCCUCAGCAGCUCUACAAUGUAACCCAUCAGGUGAGACACAUUGCCAAUACACCACGUGAAAUAUCCUGUUCUAGGUUGAGUAGGAUGAAGUUGCACUUAGAAGCUAUUGAUCUAAUGUGCGUUUUGAGUUUUGCCCCUAAUGGCUAUAGUUGGAGGAAGAUGUCAUAUGACAAUCAAUCCAGAAUUCCUAAUUUCAUCAAUCUCUGUCCUAAUGAUCACAUCUUGCCUUUUUAGUUGUACAAAAUAUUCUGUUUCCCUGUCAUGGAGUCAGUAAUGUAAUGUGAUGUUCUGUGGUGGACAUUGGUACUGUUUUAAAGGCUUUGAGAAUGCCACUGGGUCUUAUCUGGUGUAGUGCUCUGUUGCUUGGUAGUUUGUUACAUGUUUUUGUUGCUUGGAUUGUAAAUGAAUUAGAGCUCGUCAGCAAAACUGGCAGAGUGUCAGAACUUUAAGAACGCUGUGUGUUCUAACCCAGAGCAGCCAGUUCAUAUCACGUAAGGUAGACCACUCACUCAAUGGGUUUCACUUAAGUAAAAUACAUUUGCCUCACUGUUUGUCAAAUCAGAUUUGUUAGAUGCUAGACGCUGCUGCACAGUUUUCCCUCUUAUUCUCUUUGACCUCGUCCAAUGUAGUAUUUGUCUUAUAUGUUAUAUAAUUUUUUUGGUGCAAAUUAUUGAUGUACAUCUCUGAAUCACCCACUUAUCAUGAAAAAGACCUUGCUAAUGCUGGUCGCUUGAUAUGUAUCAAUCAACAAAUAUAUUGUUUACGCAAUUAAAUACACUACGUGACCAAAAGUAUGUGGACACCUGCUCGUCGAACAUCUCAUUCCAAAAUCAUGGGCAUUAAUAUGGAGUUCUUCCCCCCUUUGCUGCUAUAAUAGCCUCCACUCUUCUGGGAAGGCUUUCCACUAGGUGUUGGAACAUUGCUGCGGGGACUUGCUUCCAUUCUGCCACUGAUGUUGGGCGAUUAGGCCUGGCUCGCAGUCGGUGUUCCAAUUCAUCCCAAAGGUGUUUGAUGGGGUUGAGGUCAGGGCUCUGUGCAGGCCAAUCAAGUUCUUCCACACCGACCUCGACAAACCAUUUCUGUAUGGACCUCGCUUUGUGCACGGGGGCAUUGUCAUGCUGAAACAGGAAAGGGCCGUCCCCAAACAGUUAACACAAAGUUGGAAGCACAGAAUCGUCUAGAAUGUCAUUGUAUGCUGUAGCAUUUAGAUUUCCCUUCACUGUAAUUUAGGGGCCUAGGCCGAACCAUGAAAAACAGCCCCAGACCAUUAGUCCUCCUCCACCAAAAUGUACAGUUGGCACUAUGCAUUGGGGCAGGUAGCAUUCUCCUGGCAUCCGCCAAACCCAGAUUAGUCCGUCGGACUGCCAGAUGGUGAAGAGUGAUUCAUCACACCAGAGAACGCGUUUCCAUUGCUCCAGAGUCCAAUGGCGGCGAGCUUUACACCACUCCAGCCGAUGCUUGGCAUUGUGCAAGGUGAUCUUAUUUCAUGAAGCUCCCGACGAACAUUUAUUGUGCGGACGUUGCUUCCAGAGGCAGUUUGGAACUCGGUAGUGAGUGUUGCAACCGAGGACAUAUGAUUUUUACGCGUUUCAGCACUCAGCGGUCCCAUCCUGUUAGCUUGUGUGGCCUACCACUUCGCGGCUGAGACGUUGUUGCUCCUAGACGUUUCCACUUCAAAAUAACAACACUUACAGUUGACUGGGGCAGCUCUAGCAGGGCAGACAUUUUACAAACAGACUUUUUGGAAAGGUGGCAUCCUAUGAUGAUGCCACGUUGAGCUCUUCAGUAAGGCCAUUCUACUACCAGUGUUUGUCUAUGGAGAUUGUGCUCGAUUUUAUAUACCUGCCAGUAACGGGUGUGGCUGAAAUAGCCAAAUCCACUAAUUUGAAGGGGUGUCCACAUACUUUAGCGUAUAUAUAGUGUACUUAUUGCAAAUUAUUAUAGUACUUUUUUGUUUGUACUUUUACCCCCUUUUGUGAUAUCCAAUUGGUAGUUACAAUCUUUUCCCAUCACUGUAACUCCCGUACGGACUCGGGAGAGGCAAAGGUCAAGAGCCAUGCGUCCUCUGAAACACGACCCUGCCAAGCCGCACUGCUUCUUGACACACUGCUCGCUUAACCCGGAAGCCAGCCACACCAAUGUGUCGGAGGAAACACUGUACAACUGGCGACCGAAGUCAGCUUGCAGGCGCCCGGCCCGCCACAAGGAGUCGCUAGAGCGCGAUGGGACAAGGACAUCCUAGGCCGGCCAAACCCUCCCCUAACCCGACAGACGCUGGGCCAAUUGUGCGGCGCCUCAUGGGUCUCCAGGUCACGGCCGGCUGUGACAGCCUGGGAUCGAACCCGGGUCUGUAGUGAUGCCUCAGACCGCUGCGCCACUCGGGAGGCCCCACUUAUUGCAAUUUCUGCGUGUGUACCCCGUCUCAUCAGCAACAUACAGACUCAUACGGGGGUAAAUUAUUGAUGUGCAACUCACACAGACAACUCUGAAUCGCCUUGAUUUGAGAAAGUUCAAAGUCAUGUAGGGCUGGGGCGGCAAACUGUAAAAGAAAACCCGAUAUACCGGUAUUCAUUCAGACCGGUUUGGAUUUUUACUUUACCUAAUCACUCAAAAAAUUUAUGUUAAUCAUCCGUUUUUAUCGCCAGUAAGAAACUUGUAACAGCUGCGAACUGCUGUCUAACUUUCUAGCACAACAAUUCAACAACUUCGGGAGGGCAAGCUUGCCAGAUAUACCCCCGGAAAGCCACCCCUAGUGGUGAAAGUAAGAACUGCAACUGAAGCUGAUAAUACAGUCAAAGAUGAUAAUAAUUAUUCUCAUAAAGGGCCUCCCGAGUGGCUCAGCGGUCUAAGGCACUGCAUCGCAGUGCUUGAGGCGUCACUACAGACCCGGUUUCGAUCCCAGGCGGUGUCAUAACUGUCAGUGACCCGGGAGUCCCAUAGGGCGGUGCACAAAACCACUCAGUUGUCAUCUCCACCACUGACCACCCGCUACCCUUGCUUAACCUACCCAAACCUAUUAACCUGAUGCGAGUCGGAGUAAAACAAAGAAAAACAAAACAACAGCAACCUGCAAAACAAGACAUAUAGACGUACAAGACAUUCAACAGGUACUGGUAGGGACAGCUAGACAGGACAGGACUGGACAGUUACAAGAAAACAUAUAACAAUUUGGUUGCAUUUUGGUUAAACAUUUUAAAGCAAUCAGAAUGGAGAAAGACCAUUAAAACUACUUAGAAUUAAGAAACAUCAAAUACAUAAAAUACCGUCAAAAAUACAAAGAAUAUAGUGAUAUGAUAUUUUGGACAUAUCGCCCAGCUCUACCUGUAGGAACCUGCAAUUUACCACAGGUGAGAUAUAUUACCAGUCAAACCGUCAAAAACAUUUUUUUUACUUUGAAGUGAAAAAUCUAAAUUUCUGUAGAUUUUCUUUUCUUGGUCCUGUACAGUUAACUUUAUUUUUUCAAAUUCUUAACUUAUUUGAGAAGAAAUUGUGAAUGGUGCAACGGUGCCAAUAUAUAUUUUAUCGCAUCUGUGUAUUUUAGUGUCAUUGUCAGGUCUGUAUUACCCAUAAUGCAUAUUUAGAACUUUUAUUAUUCUGAAAACAUCAAACUGUCAAACAGUCAAAAAGAAGAACAUUCCAGUGAUAUGAUAUUUUGGCCAUAUGCUCAUAUGUAUCAAUCAACUGUACUGUUUACUCAAUGAAAUACUUAUUGCAAUUUCUACGUGUUUGUGUACCCUGUCUCUUCAGCAACAUCAACAACAUACAGACUCAUACGGGGUAAAUUAUUGAUGUUUGCAACUCACAGACAACUCUGAAUCGCCUUGAUUUGAGAAAGGCCAUACUCAUUAUGUAUCAAUCAACGCAUUCGGAAAAUAUUCAGACCCCUUCACUUUUUCCACAUUUCGUUACGUUACAGCCUUAUUCUAAAAUGCAUAAAUCUACACACAAUACCCCAUAAUGACAAAGCAAAAACAGUUUUUUAUAAAAUGUUGCAAAUGUAUUACAAAUAAAAAAACGGAAAUAUCACAUUUACAUAAGUAUUCAGACCCUUUACUCAGUACUUUGUUGAAGCACCUUUGGCAGUGAUUACACCCUUGAGUCUUCUUGGGUAUGACACUACAAGCUUGGCACACCUGUAUUUGGGGAGUUUCUCCCAUUUUUCUCUGCAGAUCCUCUCAAGCGCUGUCAUGUUGAAUGGGGAGCGUCGCUGCACAGCUAUUUUCAGGUCUAUCCAGAGAUGUUCGAUCGGGUUCAAGUCCGGGCUCUGGCUGGGCCACUCAAGGACAUUCAGAGACUUGUCCCGAAGCCACUCCUGCGUUGUCUUGGCUGUGUGCUUAGGGUCGUUGUCCUGUUGGAAGGUGAACCUUCGCCCAAGUCUGAGGUCCUGAGUGCUCUGGAGCAGGUUUUCAUCAAGGAUCUCUCUGUACUUUGCUCCGUUCAUCUUUCCCUCGAUCCUGACUAGUCUCCCAGUCCCUGCCUCUGAAAAACAUCCCUACAGCAUGAUGCUGCCACCACCAUGCAUCACCGUAGGGAUGGUGCCAGGUUUCCUCCAGACGUGAUGCUUGGCAUUCAGACCAAAGCGUUCAAUCUUGGUUUCAUCAGACCAGAGAAUCUUGUUUCUCAUGGGCUGAGAGUCCUUUGGGUGCUUUUUGGCAAACUCCAAGUGGGCUGUCAUCUGCCUUUUACUGAGGAGUGGCUUCCGUCUGGCCACUCUAUCAUAAAGGUCUGAUUGGUGGAGUUCUGCAGAGAUGUUUGUCUUUCUGGAAGGUUCUCCGAUCUCCACAGAGGAACUCUGGAGCUCUGUCAGUGACCAUCGGGUUCUUGGUCACCUCCCAAGGCCCUUCUCCGCCAAUUGCUCAGUUUGGCCAAGCGGCCAGCUCUAGGAAGAGUCUUGGCGAUUCCACCCUUUUCCAUUUAAGUGAUGGAGGCCACUGUGUUCUUGGGGACCUUCAAUGCUGGAUAAAUUUUUUGGUACUCUUCCCCAGAUCUGUGCCUCGACACAAUCCUUUCUCGGAGCUCUACGGACAAUUCCUUCGACCUCAUGGCUUGGUUUUUGCUCUGACAUGCACUGUCAACUUGUAUAUUGACAGGUGUGUGCCUUUCCAAAUCAUGUCCAAUCAAUUGAAUUUACCACAGGUGGACUCCAAUCAAGUUGUAGAAACAUCUCAAGGAUGAUCAAUGGAAACAGGAUGCACCUGAGCUCAAUUUCGAGUCUCAUAGCAAAGGGUCUGAAUACUUAUGUAAAUAAGGUAUUUCUGUUUAUUUUUAAUACAUUUGCAAAUAUUUCUAAAAACUUGUUUCCGCUUAGUCAUUAUGGGGUAUUGUUUAGAUUGAGAUUUAUUUAUUUAAUCCAUUUUAGAAUAAGGCUGUAACGUAACAAAAUGUGGAAAAAGUCAAGGGGUCUGAAUACUUUACGAAUGCACUGUAUGCAUCAAUCAACAAAUGUAUUGUUGACUCAAUGAAAGACUUAUUGCAAUUUCUACGUGUUUGUGUACCCCAUCUCUUCAGCAACAUCAACAACAUACAGACUCAUACGGGGUAAAUUAUUGAUAUUUACAAAUCACACAGACAACUCUGAAUCGCCUAGAUUUGAGAAAGGCCAUACUCAUGAUAUGUAUCAAUCAACAAAUGUAUUGUUGACUCAAUGAAAGACUUAUUGCAAUUUCUACGUGUUUGUGUACCCCGUCUCUUCAGCAACAACAACAACAACAACAUACAGACUCGUACAGGGUAAAUGAUUGAUGUUUGCAACUCACAGACAACUCUGAAUCGCCAUGAUUUGAGAAAGGCCAUACUCAUGAUAUGUAUAAAUCAACACUACUGUUGACUCAAUGAAAGACUUAUUGAAAUUUCUACGUGUUUGUGUACCCCAUCUCUUUAGCAACAACAACAACAUACAGACUCAUACGGGGUAAAUUAUUGUUGUUUGCAACUCACACAGACAACUCUGAAUCGCCUUGAUUUGAGAAAGGCCAUACUCAUGAUAUGUAUCAAUCAACACUGUACUAUUGACUCAAUGAAAGACUUAUUGCAAUUUCUACGUGUUUGUGUACCCCGUCUCUUUAGCAACAUCAACAACACACAGACUUGUACGGGGUAAGCAGCAGCAGUUCACAGACGCAGCACAGUCAAAUCACAAGGCCAUUUAUGCUUGGUGCUGGUGUGUGGAAUGUACUCUUCUACAGACACUGUCAGUAUUAACUUCUCUACUUCUCUCACCCUCCCUCCUCUGUCUCUCACCCUCUCUCCUCUGUCUCUCACCCUCUCUCCUCUGUUUCUCACCCUCUCUCCUCUGUCUCUCACCCUCUCUCCUCUGUCUCUCUCUCCUCUCUCCUCUUGUCACUCUCCACAGCUCCCCCAGCCCCAGCAAGCGCUGAUUUCACAGGUAGGAUAAUUAGGAACAAACUAGUUUCUGGUACAUUUAAAUAACCUUUUAGCUAAAGUAAUGCAACUGAAGUCAGCUUGUCUUGAGGAUAAUUAUUUAGUCCAACAUAAUAGGUCUAAGAAGAUGCCAUUUUGUCAUGAAAAUUCCAAGAGCUCUCUGGUUAUACGGAGGUGGUGAUUUUGGAAGCAUGCGGUACAAUACAACCCAAAGAUAUUGGGGAAAGAAUUGUGAUUACAUCCUAACGCGGCCUUGUCUCCUUUUCUGCCGCCUGCGCUGAUGUUGAAAGAACUGGAGUGGUGAAAACAAAUUCCCGGUAGGCAUUCCCGCCUUAUCACUUUACCUAUACAAGUUUCAGUUUUUAACCUUCUUCAUAGCAUACAGCCAAAUACAAUGUGACGUGUAUGGCCACAAUGAGACAGAGUAAUAAUCAACACCUCUGGUAAAUGAGGACAUUUGAUUCCAAUAAAUCCCAAAUAACAUGAUCUGCUCCGUAUAGACACUUCCAGCAGUUAGAUACACAUGUUUUGAAUUUAGUGGGCUUGAUUAGGGUUACAAAAUUCCAGUUACUUUCCCAAAAUUCCAAGGUCUACCAGAAAUCCUGGCUGGAAGAUUCCAGCUUUUCUGCCUAUUCCCUCCUGAUUCCAGGAAUCCUCCAACCAGGUUGUCGGAAAAUCGAAACAAUUUGGGAAAGUUACCAGAGUUUUGCAACCCUAGGCUUGAUACAAUCCACACAUUUAGGACUAAUAGAGAAGGUAGGAGUAGGAUGAAGUUGCUGACCUAUAACUUUCCUCCUCCUCCCCAGCCCCCCGUGGCUCUCCCCACCAGCCUCUCUCUGUCCAACCCCCAGCAGACAGCCCAGAUCACCGUGUCCUAUCCCACGCCUCGCUCCAGCCACCAGCAGCAGAGCCAGCAGCAGAGCCAGCAGCAGAGCCAGCCCCAGAAGCAGCGCGUCUUCACUGGCGUGGUCAACAAGCUUCACGACACCUUUGGCUUUGUGGACGAGGACGUCUUCUUCCAGCUCAGGUAAGUGUCCAGUCUCUGCCUCUCUAGCCCAAGCCCUCUCAGAUCUCCACAAGUGCAUAGGGUCUAGGAGUCCAUUUGGGAUUGGGCCACAGAAGACUUAGCUAGAUGUUUUACAUCAAGUGUCUUAUUACAUCGGACCAGUACCUUUUUUCCAUGGGUUUUCUAUAUUUUGCUGGUCGCAUCCCUGAUUUGUGUACCAUUAUUCUAAAGCAGAAAUGUAUUUUUCAAGUCUCCAUAUAUUGCAGUUUCUAAAGCAUUUCCAAGUGGGUGAAUAAUGGGUGUUGUCUCCACAGUGCAGUGAAAGGGAAGACCCCCCAGGUGGGCGACAGGGUCCUAGUGGAGGCCGUGUAUAACCCCAACAUGCCCUUCAAAUGGAACGCCCAGCGCAUUCAGACCUUACCUCAGCUGGCCAACCAAUCGGUGAGCCUCACCUAGCCUCCACAGACACCUGGGGUCACAUUCAGUAGACAUGAAGUGAAACUGAAGAAAAGAUUUGUCUCCCCACUGAACGUGAUCCUGGUGGCCCUUACCCAGUGACAUCUUAGACCUCGAUUUGAGUUCUUCCAGGGUUUGGUUCCAAUUUGAUCAUUGUCUCUCUCAGGGACUCGUCACUUUUCGGCGAUAUUCGCCGUUUUGAUUUCAAAAUGGGUAAUCUGCGUAGAUCCGAAGAAAAUAAAAUGUUGGUGGGGGGGUGUAUGUUUCUCAUAUCGAAAUCAUUGACUAAGCACAGAAUGCUUCCCUGCGCUUCCUACAAUGAGAAUAUCAAACCGAGUUCAGAGCGUGAUGUCAGAUAUGCCAUAGUGCUUCAUCCAUUAUCAUGUGUGACAGCUUGUGUGAUCAGCUGCAUCACCUAACCAGCCAUUAGCAUCACGGCUAAAUUCCAUUUUAAAGCGGAUGGAGAUGUGCAGAAAGAGCGGGCGGAGAGAAAUUUGCACAUUCGCCUUCUCAUCUGCUUCUCGCCAUCCGCAUCUCCGUCAAUUUUAAAAUGUAAUUUAGCCGUGAUGACGAUCUGGGGUGUGCAGACAGUGAUGAGGCUUCUGUUACAUGUUAUUAUUGGAGCGAUGUAGAUACACGUAUCUUUUAAUUCCGCCUGUAAGAACAAGAACAAGAGCACAGUCCAGUCUGACUAGGCUUCGCUGUCACGCAGCCUCUGAGUGCCACUGCCAUAGAGGAAGAACGGAGCACAGUGACAGUCACGCCUGCGCCUUUACAUCGCUGAAAACCGUGUGUCUCUAGACCAAACCACUCAAAAGUUAUGCCCGAUAUUACCGGAGAUAAUCUUCCCUUUCUACCACGAGUUGAUGCGCAUUUUAUAUAAUUCCAUAAACCAUGUCGCGGGCCGUUUUUAAACUACUCGUGCGCCGUUAGUUUUUUGUUUGAUAACAAACAAGCUUGUUUAGUCAUGUUACCUAGAUAGCUAACAACCUGGUAACUUGGCUAUGCAUAGGACAGACAGCCUAGUCAAAGAGACGCUUCAAAGGUAGGAUGCCUAAUCAAUGUCAUUCUAAUCUAUAUCGAAAUAAAACAUCUGUAUAUUUUUCUGGUGUUCCUUAAAUUCAGUUUGGUGCCUAACUUUUGGGAGCUGUGUGUGUGUGUGUGUGAGAGAGGUUGUGUGUGAGGGAGGGAGGGAGGGAGAGUGUGUGUGAGGGAGGGAGGGAGGGAGAGUGUGUGUGUGUGAGGGAGAGUGUUGGCUAUUUGUGUACAGUUGUCUGACGAGUAGGCUAAUUAUGGUUUCAUAUAGUGUGUUUUCCUCCUUAUUGCUUCAAUGAAAAUGCAGAUUAUGCAUUUCUAUUCCCUCCUGCCCAAUCACAGCUAGGCCUUUGGAUAUGAACAGUAGCUUUAUCUAUUAUACAGUAAACCGUGUGAAGUUAAAUUCAAUGUGUUGUAUUGAGUAGAGGUGUGAAUAUCAGGGACAGGUUUUUGUGUCGUACACAUGCAGAACGUAUAAAAAAACGGGAUUGUGACAUUGUACCUUGUAUCACAUCGUUAGUAAAGUGUUGGUAACGUGACAACCCCUCUCUGAACAUAAGCACAUUUCCUUGCAGUUUACACAGAAUUUUCCCAUGUUUCCAUGUCAACUUUUUGGGCCCUCGCCAGUUUGCAUCCUUGUCUCUCUUCCCGUCUGCCCUGGUUGACUCACUCUCUCAGAUUUAAAAUGUAAUGUAACCCUACAAGAAGUAUAGAUGGAGCCAUUUCCAUAUUCACCCUCCGAUCUUAGAGGGGGCCUCAAUUAGUGCAGAAGUGAAGUUUGAGAGUGAUCAGAUUGGAACAGAUGGUUGUGUAUCUGUUAUUAACCACUUUGUUCUCCACCCUCCUAGCAUCAGCAGCAGCCCCAGUCCUUACCUCCAGUUCCCCCACAGCUGAGCAGCUUCUAUGCUGACCCGGGGAUGCAGCAGCGCUACUCAGAUAUGCACCCCGUCGGCAUGGACAGCAGACAAAAUGUAACUCUCUCUCCCCGCCUUUCUCUCUCUCUCUCCUCUCUCCGCCAUACACCCGCCCCCCCCUUCAACUGCUCUCUCUCUCUCUCCUCUCUCUCCCCGCCUUUCCUCCCUCUCUCUCCCGCCUUUCUCUCUCUCUCUCCGCCUUCUUCUCUCUCUUUCUUCUCUCCCGCCUUCUACUCUCAUCUUCUCUCUCUCUGCCUUAUCUCUUCUCUCUCUCUCUGCCUUACUCUCUCUCUAUCUCUAUCUCUCUCUUACUCUCUCUCUCUCUCUCUCUCUGCUUUUCCUCUCUCUCUCUCUUCCUCUCUGCCUUAACUCUCUCUCUCUCUCUCCCCUUCUCUGCUCACUCUACUCUCUCUCUUCUCUCCUUCUCCCCUUACUCCUCCUCUCUCUCUCACUCUUCUCUUCCGCUCUCCCCUCUCUCUCUCUCUCUCUUACUCUCUAUCUAUCUCGUCCUUCCUCCUUCCCUUCCUCUCUCCUCUCUUCUCUCUCCUUGACUCCCUCUCUCUCCUCUCUCUCUCCUCUCUCUCUCUCUCUCUCUACUUCUUAUCUCCUCUCCUACUCUCUCUCUCUCUCUAUCUCUCCUGCUGCCUACUCUCUCUCUCUCUCUGCCUUACUCUCUCUCUCUCUGCUUUACUCUCUCUCUCUCCCUCUCUCUCUCUGCCUUACUCUCUCUCUCCGCCUUACACUCUCUCUCUCUCUCCGCCUUACACUCUCUCUCUCUCUCCGCCUUUCUCUCUCUUUGCCUUCUCUCUCUCUCUGCCUUACUCUCUCUCUCUCUCUAUCUCUGGCUACUCUAUCUCUCUCCGCCUCACCUCCUAUCUCUUCCGCCUUACCUCUCUCUCCUCUCUGCCUUACUCUCUCUUCUCUCUCCUCCUCCUCUCUCUCUCUCUCCCCUUACACUCCUCUCUCCUCUCUCUCUUCUCUCUCUCUCUCAGCCUUACUCUCUUUCUCUCUCAGCCUUACUCUCUUUCUCUCUCUCUCUUUUCUGUCCUUCUUUCUUCAUACAUCCUCCUGCUUCUUUCUGAUGCCUGUGCUUCUCCCUCUUCUUCUCUCCUGUUCUCUCUCAUCUUUCUCUUCCUUCUUCACUCUGAGGAUUCAUUUGUGUUUUUGACCAAAAUGGCUUCCUGAUCAAUUAAAGCUCAUAGGACAUAGCGUUGAAUACUUUUAUAAAUACAUUUUUAUCUAUGGUCUUUCCGAAAAAAAUUCAGAAACACCAAAGAAUGCCAUCUACAUUUCUCUUUACACUUAUUUUUUGGCCUUCUCUAACGGUGAAAUCCGUCAAUCUCUCAACGGGGGGAAUGUGCUUUUAUAGGUGCUAUCCAUAAGAUGGCCUGUCAUUGUUCAUUUAGGCUAAUGAGAGAGUCCCAUUGAGAUAGUCAUGCGUUUUGUGUUUUUCUCUUACAUUUUUUGAGACAUUACAGUAGUUAAAUGAACAAAUACUUGGAUGUCUAGGAUUUCUUACAGAAUGCACUUUUGACACUUUUUCUUCACUUCUAACCCUUUCUUUUUCAAUGUUAUGAUGAAUACAUGAUUUUCAUACAUGAUAUGCACUUUUUCACCAUACAAACAGGUUAGGAACUCUCCAUACACUUCUCCAUACAUCUCACAGAAAGCCAUACACCGAUUAUUCCAGAGUUUUAUAACUUGACCUUUUUGUAGUUGUCCCCUACCAUGAAAUCGGGAGGGGACAGUGGAUCGGUCUCCGUCCAUACGUUUGUUUGUAUGUUAGUCACACGCGAUAUCUCAGACAGCACUGGACAGAUUUUGAUGAAACUUGGGUGAAUGAAGCGUCUUGCCAUAGAGAUCCGGCAUUUAAAAAAGUAUACUGACUGGCCAGAUAGUGGCGCUAUAACAAGAGAUUGAAAAUGCAAACUUUGAAAGGUCACGCCCCUCACCCCGUUUAACCUAAAGUAAUGACAUUCGGUACAUAGGUCCCUCUCCUCACAAGGAACAUUUUGCCUCAGGAUUUUCCACCAUUUAGAAUCUUGCGAAAAACACUUAAAACGCUACACUUCUGACACCGAAUGACCGAUCUGCACGAAACUUGAUAUGUGGCAUCUACGGACAAAGGUCUCUCGACUCAAUAUUUUCCAUACUAGUACCUAAAACAACAUGGCUGCUAUUGACCAAUAAACAUUCACGUGGGCGUGGUCUGGCAUAUACAUUUGUCAAGGGUAUUCGUAUUGUAACACAAUUUGGUACACAUGUUGCAAACACAGUCAAUACUCAACAUUUGAAAGAACAUUCAUAUCAACCACAUGGUGGCACAAUAAGGGGCACAUGAUUAUAUCUCUUGAACUGUUUGACUCGGAGUGCUGAAAUUUGGCACACAUGCAAUUUGAGUAUUGCUAACCCACACGAUAUCUGACACCACUUUUGACGAAACUUGGGUGAAUGAUGAGUCUUGCCAUAGAUAUCCGCCAUUUACAAAAUUACACUGAUAGGCCCAAGGGGGUCGCUAUAGUAAUCAACGUAAAUUCUGAAAUUUGAACAAGCAUAUCUCCUGUCCCGUUUGUCAUCAUUCGUGGGGGACAACAUGUUUACUGUUGCCUUGUUUCUUUGUGGAACUUGUCCUUGUCUUUGCAGAUAAUGAUGACUGAAUAUAUGCUACUUCGGCAGUAGUUUUCUUGUUUUUUUGACAGAAUUGAGUCCCUGUACCUGAUUGACACAUAGCAUGACUGCACCAGCUCCCCCCAAAAAUGUUGCUGAAAAAAAGACGUCUAACCAAACCUUACUCCUCUAGUUCUGUUUUGCUUUAGCACACGGUUACCUGUUGGCAGCGACACAAACCUCUGGUUAAUUUGGUGGAUGUCCUCUAUGCAUAAUUAAGCACAUUUCUUAAACUAAAAGCUCCUACAGUACCAGUCAAAAGUUAGGACACACCUACUCAUUCAAGGGUUUUUCUUAAUUUUUACUAUUUUCUACAUUGUAGAAUAAUAGUGAAGACAUCAAAACUAUGAAAUAAGACACAUGGAAUCAUGUAGUAACCAAAAAGGGUAGGGGGGUGGUAUACAGAAGACAGCCCUGUUUGGUAAAAGACCAAGUCCAUAUUAUGGCAAGAACAGCUCAAAUAAGCAAAGAGAAAUGACAGUCCAUCAUUACUUGAAGACAUGAAGGUCAGUCAAUAUGGAAAAUGUCAAGAACUUUGAACGUUUCUUCAAGUGCAGUCGUAAAAACCAUCAAGCGCGAUGAUGAAACUGGCUCUCAUGAGGACCACCACAGGAAUGGAAGACCCAGAGUUACCUCUGCUGUAGAGGAUAAGUUCAUUAGAGUUACCAGCCUCAGAAAUUGCAGCCCAAAUAAAUGCUUCACAGAAGUCAAGUAACAGACACAUCUCAACAUCAACUGUUCGGAGGGGACUGUGUGAAUCAGGCCUUCAUGGUCGAAUUGCUGCAAAGAAACCACUACUAAAGGACACCAAUAAGAAUAAGAGACCUGCUUGGGCCAAGAAACCCGAGCAAUGGACAUUAGACCGGUGGAAAUGUGUCCAUUGCUCUGGAGUCCAAAUUUGAGAUUUUUGGUUCCAACCGCCGUGUCUUUGUGAGACGUGGUGUGGGUGAACGGAUGAUCUCUGCAUGUGUAGUUCCCACCGUAAAGCAUGGAGGAGGAGGUGUUAUGGUGUGGGGGUGCUUUGCUGGUGACACUGUGAUUUAUUUAGAAUUCAAGGCACACUUAACCAGCAUGGCUACCACAGCAUUCUGCAGCGAUACGCCAUCCCAUCUGGUUUGGGCUUAGUGGGACUAUCAUUUGUUUUUCAACAGGACAAUGACCCAACACAACUCCAGGCUGUGUACGGGCUAUUUUACCAAGAAGGAGAGUGAUGGAGUGCUGCAUCAGAUGUCCUGGCCUCUACAAUCCCCCAUCCUCAACCCAAUUGAGAUGGUUUGGGAUUAGUCAGACCGCAGAGUGAAGGAAAAGCAGCCAUCAAGUGCUCAGCAUAUGUGGGAACUCCUUCAAGACUGUUGCAAAAGCAUUCCAGGUGAAGCUGGUUGAGAGAAUGCCAAGUGUGUGCAAAGCUGUCAUCAAGGCAAAGGGUGGCUAUUUGAAGGAUCUCAAAUAUAAAAUAUAAUCUGCUUUGUUUAACACUUUUUUUGGUUACUACAUGAUUCCAUAUGUGUUAUUUCAUAGUAAAAAAUGGUACAAAUAAAGGAAAAUCCUUGAAUGAGUAGGUGUGUCCAAACUUUUGACUGGUACUGUAUAUAGGACAAGAAAUCAAAACAAAAACACUCUGAUAACAUACUUCAUGGAACGGCCCUGGGAUAAUGCUAACCUUUCCCCUCUCUCCCCCCUCUCCAGAGCCAGCCUCCAGGCACCAACAUGAUGAAGCCGGGCCCCAACAUGCUCCAAUCUCUGCCUCCCCCCAACACUUUCAGUGUACAGGCCCAGGGCCCCCCUCCUCCCCUGCUCCAGGCCCAGCUCUCUGCAGCCUCCCUGGCCCCGCUCCUCAAGAACCCCCCUCCGCCUCUGCUGUCACAGCCACCACCCAAAGGUAGGGGGCGCUAUGAUGGUGAUUUGUGUUUCUCUGAUGCUUUUGGUUUGAGUUGGUAACGUGCUACUUCUGCAGAAAAUAAAGAAAUGAUGAUUUGUUAUAUCUGUCUGUCUGUGUGUGUAUUUGUCUGUCUCUCUCUCUGUGUGUGUUUCCCCCUCCCUCUAGAUGUGUUCUCAGGUGGUCUGCUUCAGCCCCCAAGGAGGAUGAUGCCUCAGCCCGUCAGGCGGCUGGACCCCUCCCCCCGCUUUCCCAACCGCAACGACCGCCCUGAACUCAUCCUCAGGACCAAGGAUGAACGCAGUCGUGAAAGAGACCGUGAGCGCAGGAGGUCCAGAGAGCGCUCUGUCACACGUAAACGCUCCAGGGACCGUUCUCCGAGACGUGACCGCUCCCCCCGCCGCCCUCGCAAGGUGGUGCCUCGCUAUACCGUGCAGUUCUCCAAGUUCAGCCUGGACGGGUGGGUCAACGAUUCAUUAUGAUGAUUGAUCCGUUUCAGCUUUUGAUUGAUACGAUCUCUGGGUCAGGGGUCAGUUUACUUUAGAACUUUGUGUGUAGUGGACUGUAUAUAUUCAUGGGGUAUUGGCAUCCUCUCUGGGCCUCUUACAGUUUUCAUACAUCCUUCAUUCUGUCCCUGUUGUUUCUGAUAGUUAUAAAGAAAGUCCAUAUGAGGAGGUCAAUUGAGUUUGUAUAAAAUAUGUUUGGUAAUUGAUUGAAAAACCAAUUUGUGUCGUAGCUGCAUUGAAGUGGAUCCCAGGUGUCCUUCAUCCAUUCUAGAACCAUUUGCAGUGACUGUACAUUUGGUAGAACGGUACUAUUUUCUCUGACAGAAGCAUUUCUCUCCCCUCCAGUUCUAACUGUGACAUGAUGGAGCUGAGGAGACGCUACCAGAGCCUGUACAUCCCCAGUGACUUCUUUAAUGCUGUGUUCACCUGGGUGGAUGGCUUCCCCCUGCAACGACCCUUCCAGUUCGGCAACUACUGUAACUUCCACAUCAUGCACAAGGAGGUAGACUCUCUGGUCAAGAACACUGCGGUGCUGGACCCUCCAGAUGCCAACCACACAUACAGUGCUAAGGUGGGGUAUACACACAGACAGGCUGCAUGCACAUGUACACACACACACCAGGGUUUCCAUUUUUAUUUACCCGACAUUUGAGAAAUGUACCAGACCCAUAUGCGCAUCACUAGCCUAUGUCAAUCUACUAUAGUAGAAAAGUUUAGGCUACCUAUUCUAUUGGCCAGCUUGUCGAGAAAGAAAUUGCCUAUUCCAAACAGACUCUGGGAUAGUUGUGAGAUGAUAGAUCCCAAAUUCAUACAACCAGUAGGCCUCGGCUACAUAAAAAACAACAACGUUAAAACGCAUUGAAUCACAGCAUUUAGCAAAACAUUUUCAGAAACUAUUAUUUCUUCACAUUAUAAGCUCAGCAAUGCACACAAGGCAGUAGGCUACGCGUGAAUGUUCUUUCGAUAAUGCAAUUAGCGAUGAAAAUAUCCUUUAGAAAUGUAGAAAGCGAGGAGAUCAAAUAGUCUAUUUUGAAGCAAGGUAAGACAUUUUCAAAAUGCAUACUGCCUCCAUCUCAUUGCAAAGUGGUGUGUGACGUGCUGAUGAAGCCUGCCUUCCGUUGUGGUUUGAUGCCGCGUUCAAAACAGCUGGGAACUCUGAAAUCUCUGACUUCAAGACAAUUGGGAACUGGAAGAAAAACGAGCUCCGACUGGGGAAAAAUUGGUUUGAGCGGUCAUCCAACUCGGGAACUUGGGCCUCUUUCUAGAGCUCUGACUUUCCGACCUGAAGAUCACUGACGUCAUGAUUUGAUCUUGUAUUUUUCAGAGUUCCCAGUUGUCUUGAAGGCACCACAAGAUGCUGCAGCAGCAGCUCUUGUGCUGUCUGACAGAUUCUCCACUAAAAGUCUCUGUAUCUGUAUGCUGUACGUGUGUGAUAAAUAAGAUACAUAACGAAUAGACUGUACACAAGCGCCAAUUUAAUUCCACUAAAUUAUGCAAAUUAACCUAUAGACCGAUAAGCAUGACCAGUCAAAUCUAUUUCCAUCCAUGAAUAGGCUAAAAAGCAUUAUUUCGCAAUGGGAUUUUUUUCUUCUUCUACCGAACAAUUGGCCGGCUGCAAUUUAAUUUAUUGGCUUUUCAAUUUUUUCUAUCUGACAAAAGACUGCUAUUACCAGCUGACGGAAACCCUGACACACACACACACCUGUACAGCGCUAUGUUGUGAUACACACACGCACACCUACUAAUACCACAUACAGCACUAAGGUAGUCCACACAUACAAACGUUCACACUUUGACCUGUCCUGUCCUGUCUGUUGUCUUGUGUUAAACAGGUGAUGUUGCUGGCCAACCCCAGUCUAGAGGAGCUCUACCAUAAGUCCUGUGCUCUGGCUGAGGACCCCCAAGAACUUAGAGACUCCUUCCAGCACCCCGCCCGCCUCAUCAAGGUCAGUUAGGUGUCAACCACUCUGGUUUGUACAGUACGUUGUAGUUAUGGAGUUAGUCCCAUGGCUUAGGCUUGUUUUUUGACUUCUCUUGUUUCUCUUUUCAAUUUAUCUCUCUCGCUCUCACUCUCGCUCUCUCUAUCCUUCUCGCUCUCUAUCCUUCUCGCUCUCUAUCCUUCUCGCUCUCUCUCUGUAUCGCUCUCGCUCUCUCUCUCCUUCUCGCUCUCUCUCUCUCUCCUUCUCGCUCUCUCUCUCUCUCUCCUUCUCGCUCUCUCUCUCUCUCUCUAUCCUCGCUCUCUCUCUCUCUAUCCUCGCUCUCACUCUCUCUCUCUUUAAAAAAAAAUAUAUAUAAUCAGUUCCUAGUGGGGAUGCGGGGUAAGGACGAGGCCAUGGCUAUUGGGGGUCACUGGUCCCCCUCCCUGGAUGGAGCGGAGCCUGAGAAGGACCCGGCUGUGCUCAUAAAGACAGCCAUACGCUGUUGUAAGGCCCUCACAGGCAUAGACCUGAGUCUCUGCACUCAGUGGUAAGUCCUGCUCUUUUCCUCAACCUCCUUUCUCUCUUUUCUGUCUCGAUGGUGUUUCUCUAUAUAACUAGGCCUGUGGUAAUAUUAUUACAAAAAAAUACAAAUUGCGACGGUCCGUGAUGGUUUUCUUACCUUCCAACACUUAAUAUCGAUCUCUGACACUUUGGAUGGGUGCUUUUUUUUUGGGGGGUGGGGGGGUGGGGGGGGGUUGUUUUUUGGACAUUAAUUACUAUUAUUCUGUCAUUUGAUUUGCCUGUUAAUCAUUUUUUGUUUCGCAAUAUGUCCCUUUGGCUUCCGUAUGAUGCCGUCCUGAUUUUCAAUAUCUUUGUAUAUCUAUGUGGUGGAUGAAUGAGUGAAUGCAUUGAUUCUGUGGCUUGAAGAGCAGUCUCCCGGACGAGAAGACGCCACAAUUACUUUUUCGGGUUAAUUUUUUUCCCCCUUUUAUUCUGUUAAAUAUCUUACAUAUUUAACUUCUUGCUUUCACUGUCCUGUCCUCUGAUUCUGUGUCUUCUCUCAAACUCUCCCGUCCGUGAGGUCGUAACGCAGAAAUACUGAGCUUUAAUUGGCUGAAGGCGAGGGUUGGGGUGGUUUUGGGGGUGUUACCAGGGGUAAUGUUUUUCUGUCAAAUUUCCCAAAAUGGCCACCGUUACCCCUGACAACCAAUGGAGAGCUGUGGACUGGGUUCCAUUAUGCUAAUUGUGUGUUCUGUGUGUUGGGGGGAUACUGUAACAAUUUCAAAAGUCAUUGGGGGGGAAUGUAGCCUAGGCUAGCCCUAGCCCUGUUUUUAAGAGAUGUGUGUCCCUGACCCGAAUGUUUCUUUCCAAUGCGCCUUCUUCCUUUGCGACAGGUAUCGUUUUGCAGAGAUUCGCUAUCAUCGCCCUGAGGAGACUCACAAGGGGCGGACAGUGCCCGCACAUGUGGAGACAGUGGUUUUGUUUCUCCCGGAUGUUUGGCAUUGUCUUCCUACCCGCUCAGAGUGGGAGGGGCUGUCGCGGGGACUCCGGGAACAGCUGGCUGAGAAGCUGUCCGCCGAGAGGAAGGAGGCUGAUGGAGAACAGGCACUGAACCGCUAAUCCUUCUCUUCUCAUUUCCCCCGCUUCUCACAGGACGAACACAGCCACAGGAUAUUCACUAGACACAACAACCUCAGAUACACACACUACAUAUGUUAUACCCACCUAAAUACACACAAUACAGGCAGAAUACUGAACUACCAGACCCCCUUUAGGUUCAGUUCCUCUCCUACCGUCCUGCUACCUGCUCCUACCCCCACCCUCCCUGCUCUACACCCCCACCCGCCCUCACACUCGGCAGACACACAGUGGAAGGAGACUAGGUCGUAUCUGAAUGAUACAGCCGCAACUGGCCAAUCAGCUUCCAGCUCUAGAAAUGACUCAUAAUUCGGUACCAAACUGGAUAUAGCUUAAGUUUUAAUUUACUUCAUUUGCUUGUGUUAUUAUCACAAUUAAUCAAAAAUGAACCUGCUUGGAAUUGUCUACUUGCAUGUGGGGUGGAUAAAAUUACAUUUGAUUCUUUGCUUGGAACCACUGAGGAUUCUAAAAGAGAAUGCUGGAACCUGCAGAGCCAGUUGCGUUGACAUGUUUGUGUGUUCUAGAUUUUGAUUCCUUUUUAUGAUAAUUUGUUUACUUCAAUAUCUGCUGAAUUCGAAAGGAGAGAAAAGCCCCUCUAAGUUCUGUCUCUUGUCUGUCCCUGUUUUUGAUUGGACUGUAUCUAGAGCUUGGUUUGUUCCAGGGCAGUUGGUUGGACAGAAGGUCUUCUAUGAUCUUCUAGAACCUAAACAAAACCAAAAGAAUGCAGAAUCCAGAACUAUCCUGAAUCAGAAUCCAUGCUAAAUUAGGAUGGCUAGCUAGACAGUUAGGCUAUAUGCUGAGUUUGGGGGCACCAGCUUUGAGCUGAACCUGAUGUACCUACCACUACACAGACCACACCCCCUUUGGAACCCACUGUCAUUGAUUUACCUUUUUGUGUUCCACAGAACGUGAUUGAUUGGCCGCUGGGGGGCGGGGCAUUGGUUUUCCGUGGGUUUGAUAAAGGUUUUAUUAUAAAGAACUAGAGGGUGGUAUCCCUGUGUUACCUACCUACCCACCCUGCAGUAGCAGAGGACUACUUUAUCAUCUCAGAGCAACUCACUAGGACCAGAGAAACUAUCAGAGACACAGGAUGUGAACCUUGCUUCUUGCACGGAUCAACUUUUUUUUUUACUAGUUAAAACGGCAGAAGAAGUGUUUUAAUGGUCCCUCUCUCUUUCUUUCUGUCUUGGUUGGAUGGGUCUUUCUCAAAGGAGGAAGAGGAGAAGGAUGAAGAAGAUUCGAAGGAGGUGACCACUCCGACACACUGGGCUAAGCUUGAUCCGAAAUCAAUGAAGGUAGGAUACUCAUGGAUUUGAUUGUUGAAUAGCCUAUACUUGAGAAAUGACUGAAUACUACUCAGUCAGUACAAAGUUAACUACUUUGACUUUCAAAACCACUUAGCAGAUACUUUUAUUCAAACAGUUUUACAGUACAGUGAGUGCAUAGUCAAAAGAAAUGUAUGUGUAUGGUGAUGAGUGGCGCAGUGGUCUAAGGCACUGCAUCGCAGUGCUAACUGUGCCACUAGAGAUCCUGGUUCGAAUCCAGGCUCUGUCGCAGCCGGCCGCGACCGGGAGACUCAUGGGCGGUGCACAAUUGGCCCAGCGUCGUCCAGGGUAGGGGAUGGAAUGGCCGGCAGGGAUGUAGCUCAGUUGAUAGAGCAUGGCGUUUGCAACGCCAGGGUUGUGGGUUCGAUUCCCACGGGGGGCCAGUAUAAAAAAAAUAAAAAAUGAAAAAUAUUUUUAAAAAUAUGUAUUCACUAAAACUGUAAGUCGCUCUGGAUAAGAGCGUCUGCUAAAUGACUAAAAAUGUAAAUGUAAAAAAAAUUAUCACUGCAGGAAAUGCCACAACCUUGGCACUGCUAGCAAGUCAGGCAGGAUACUUUUUUCUUCUGACGUACUAUUAGCGGUUUUGGUUUAGUCAGUUCCCCACGUCCUCGUCUCCCUAGCCACGCAACAUCACAACCAUCCUAACAAUAGACUAAUCACAAGUCAUGACAGUGCAUUCCUAUCUAUAAUUAGCUCCUCCACAGGGCUUGUAUUUUGCUGUAGUUUCCUGGUGUGCUUAUUUUUUGUUAUGUACUUAUGUAUUGUUUGGCUCAUUCCUGUGGUGAUGUAGUUAUGUGGUGUGUUGACUGAUGUGUUGCUGUAGUGAUGUGUUGAUAUAUUGAUUUCUGUGUUGCUGUGUAGUAAAGUGAUACAAAAGAAGCAGCUUCCACAGUCUCCGUACUGCUCACUGCGUACUGCUUACUGCACACUGCAUACUACUCACUUGCAACGUUUGUUCAGCACAAAAUAGUUUUAAACAAUGUGACAGGAGCUUCCACUUUUGAAUCACAUUGCAUAUCCAAUCCUAACACGAGACAUUCUAGAUGUGCGAGUUCCUAACUUUUCAAAAUGUGUAAUAAAAUAAUGCUUAAUGAUGAACUGACCAACCACCUCUCCUCUGUAGGUGAAUGACCUUCGUAAGGAGUUAGAGUCCCGCUCCCUGAGCUCUAAGGGGUUAAAGUCCCAGCUGAUUGCCCGUCUCACCAAGCAGUUGAAGGUGGAGGAGCAGGUGGAGGAGUCCAAGGAGCCCGAGAUACCGGAGAGCCAGGCCCCGGAGGAGGAGGCGCCUCAACUCAUGGAGGAGGACAGAGAGGUACAGUACAGGAAGUUAGGGUACUUAAGACUAGGACACUUACAACUAGUUCACGUACUUAUAGACAGAAGCACCAAAGCUGGACAGAGGUAUGCUUUUAGUGCACUAAGCUCCCGAGUGUCGUAGCGGUCUAAGGCACUGCAUCUCAGGGCUUGAGGCGUCACUACAGACCCCCUGGUUUGAUUCCAGGCUGUAUCACAACCGGCCGUGAUUGGGAGUCCCAUAGGGCGGCGCACAAUUGGCCCAGUGUCGUCCGGGUUUGGCCGGUGUAGGCCGUCAUUGUAAAUAAGAAUUUGUUCUUAACUGACUUGCCUAGUUAAAUAAAGGUAAAAUAAAUAAAAAACUUAGGGACAGGUAGCACACUUACCAACAGCAUCACCAUGGAUGGCUUACUAGAAUGGAUCCACUGAUUACUUGUUUCUGAUUAUCCAUCUCUCCAUCUCUCUCUGUCCGUCCAUCAGGAGGAGGAGAGGAAGAAGCAGGAGGAGUUGGAGCGCCAGCGCAGAGAGAAGCGUUACGUCCUGCCAGACGAGCCCACCAUCAUCGUACACCCCAACUGGGCGGCCAAGAGCGGAAAGUUUGACUGCAGCGUCAUGUCUCUGAGCGUGCUGCUGGACUACAGACUGGAGGACAACAAGGAACACUCCUUCGAGGUGAGACAACACACACACAUUCAGGACAUACACACACACACACACUUUUACACUCAUGUGGUCCUCUGUAGCUCAACUGGUAGAGCACGGCGCUUGUAACGCCAAGGUAGUGGGUUCGAUCCCCGGGACCACCCAUACACAAAAAAAUAAAUAAUGUAUGCACGCAUGACUGUAAGUCGCUUUGGAUAAAAGCGUCUGCUAAAUGGCUUAUUAUUAUUAUUAUUAUUAUUAUUUAGAUGCCUAGAAGUACAGAUUUGCAUCAAAUAUCUCUGUCUCCUCUUCUCUCCAGGUGUCUCUGUUUGCGGAGCUGUUUAACGAGAUGCUACAGAGAGACUUUGGCUACAGGAUCUUCAAGGCCCUGGCCUCUGUGCCCUGCAAGGACGACAAGAAGGACAAGGCCAAGAGAGAGGCGGGGCAGAGAGAGGCGGGGCAGAAGGGGGAAGUUAAGAAAGACGAGGAGAAGAGUGGAGAGCCGGCUAUGAAGAAGGCAAAAGAAGAGGAACCGGAGAAGAAGGUGGGUGGUUCAUAGCUCUUGAAGGUGAAUUGUAUUCAUAUUGACAGUUUUACUAGAUCAUGAAGCAGUUUACAGUUUAAGUUUACUCCAUGAUUCAAAUGCUCGGUUUUUCAAACGGCCUGCUAGUUCUAACUGUCAUUUCCUUUCCAAACCCAGGAGGAGGGUGAGGGUGAGGAGGAGGGUGAGAAGGAGGGCGAGAAGGAGGAGGAGGAGAAGAAGAAGAAGGAAGAGGAAGAGAAGGUGCUGAAAAAGGAGGAGUCUAUAGAGGAGAAGGAGGAAGAUGAGAGCAGCAACAAUAAUGCUGAGGAGUACGACCCUCUGGAGGCCGAAGACGACGACGAUGAAGAUGGUACAUAUGAUUCUGCACUGACACUCCUGUCCUGUCCUCUCAUUCUGCACUGACACUCCUGUCCUGUCCUCUCAUUCUGCACUGACACUCCUGUCCUGUCCUCUCAUACUGCACUGACUCUCCUGUCCUCUCAUUCUGCACUGAUACUCUCCUGUCCUGUCCUCUCAUUCUGCACUGACACUCCUGUCCUGUCCUCUCAUUCUGCACUGAUACUCCUGUCUUGUCCUCUCAUUCUGCACUGACACUCCUGUCCUCUCAUUCUGCACUGACACUCCUGUCCUGUCCUCUCAUUCUGCACUGAUACUCUCCUGUCCUGUCCUCUCAUUCUGCACUGAUACUCUCCUGUCCUGUCCUCUUAUUCUGCACUGACUCUCCUGUCCUGUCCUCUCAUUCUGCACUGAUACUCUCCUGUCCUGUCCUCUCAUUCUGCACUGAUACUCUCCUGUCCUGUCCUCUCAUUCUGCAUUGAUACUCUCCUGUCCUGUUCUCUCAUUCUGCACUGAUACUCUCCUGUCCUGUCCUCUCAUUCUGCACUGACUCUCCUGUCCUGUCCUUUCAUUCUGCACUGAUACUCUCCUGUCCUGUCCUCUCAUUCUGCACUGACACUCCUGUCCUGUACUGUCCUCUCAUUCUGCACUGACACUCCUGUCCUGUCCUCUCAUUCUGCACUGACACUCCUGUCCUGUCCUGUCCUCUCAUUCUGCACUGACACUCCUGUCCUGUCCUCUCAUUCUGCACUGUCCUCUCAUUCUGCACUGACACUCUCCUAUCCUCUCAUUCUGGACUGACACUCCUGCCCUGUCCUCUCAUUCUGCACUGACAUUCCUGUCCUGUCCUCUCAUUCUGCACUGUCCUCUCAUUCUGCACUGACACUCUCCUGUCCUCUCAUUCUGGACUGACACUCUCCUGUCCUGUCCUCUCAUUCUGGACUGACAAUCUCCUGUCCUGUCCUCUCAUUCUGGACUGACACUCUCCUGUCCUGUCCUCUCAUUCUGGACUGACACUCUCCUGUCCUGUCCUCUCAUUCUGGACUGACACUCUCCUGUAUCUCUCUUCCAGUUUAUGCGGUGUGAUUUCAAUAGAAGGGCCAAUCUGAUCGACUUCCCUCCUUUUUCUCUCUCCUCUGUUAUGAUCUAUUUCUCUCCAUCCCUCUCAGGUAAAGACGAUGAGGACAGGAGAGACGACAGGAAGUCCAAAGAGGGGUCCUCUAAAGACAAGGAGAAGAAGCAGAUGGUGACCUACAACAAGGACCUGCUCAUGGCCUUUGUCUACUUUGACCAGAGUCACUGUGGCUACCUGCUGGAGAAAGACCUGGAGGACAUCAUGUACACACUGGGGUUACAUCUGUCCAGAGCUCAGGUAUAUACAAACACACACACACACACACACACGGGGCUUAUACCUGUCUAGAGCUCAAGGUUACAUACGCCCGUCUUACCCUUUUUACAUUUGUCACAAUAUAUGUGAUUGAUAAUUAGUUAGCCCUACUUAUAACGUUGAUUAAUUUGCAGGUAAAGAAGUUGUUGAACAAGCCGGUGGUGAGAGAGUCGUGUUACUACCGUAAACUGACGGACGCAGCUAAAGACGAGGCUGCUCCUUCCUUCAGUGAAGCCCUGCUGGACAACCUGCUAGGUGAGUGAAGGAGACACUGGAGUGGGUUAUUAAUUCUCUUUUUGACUCGUCUCAAAGCAUUUUAAAGCUUUACUAAUGUUGAUCAGAAUAAUCUAUUCUUUCACCAGUGAUUUAGGUGAAUAUCUAACAUCAUAGUAAGAACUGACCUACUGUGGUUUAUUUUGAGUCCAACACUCUCUUACCUCUCUGUCUCCACCUCUCUGUCUCCACCUCUCUGUCUCCACCUCUCUAUCUCCACCUCUCUCUCCCUCUUUCUUUACCUCUUUCUACCUCUCCCCUCUCUUUCCCUAUUUCCCUCUCUCUCUCCUCCCUCCUCAGGUAACCGUGCGUUGCUGCCCAUGCUUGUGUCUCGUGGCCAGGCAGCGCCAGCGGAGGCUAGUGAGUCAGGAGGAGGCAGCAGACUGAUAGUGUAUAAUGGAGCCAUGGUGGACGUGGGCAGUAUGAUGCAGAAACUGGACAAGAGUGAGAAGGCCAGGGAGGAGAUAGAGCAGAAACUCAUGGUGCAGGACUCCAAGAUGGGUAGGACAAUCCACUUACCUCUCCAAUUCACAUAAUCCUAAUUUAAAAACACCAAAUUCAAACUUUAAUGAAACUCCCCUAUUGAUAUCAACACACAACUGUGUUUACCAGUGUGUCUCAAGUUAGGAUUCAGACCUGAUAUUUGUAAUAAAGGUUCAACUUGAAGUACAGCAUUUUGUUCCUUUAUUCAAGGUGGUGGCAAUCUCUCUCUCUCUCACUCCCUCUCUGUCUCUCUCUUCUCUCUCUCUCGGAAAACAUAUUGUACAAAUGUCUUGAAAUGGAAAUAACAUUGACAAUGCAUAAGGUUAUUUUUCAUACAUUUUAUCAUUCAUUUGUGUGACCUGUAGCUAUAUGUGUGUGUGUGUGUGCGUUCCAGUGGAGGACACCAAGCAGAUCUUCCAGCUGGUAUCUGCUAACAGAGUCCUGUCUAAAGAUCUGGAGGUGGUGAAGGGAACCCUGGGCCAGACAGAGAACAACCUCAGGACCACAGAGGAACAGAACACGGUCUACCACUACCAGCUUAGCAAGACACUCAACAACCUGGGCAAUGCCAUGAAGGAACUUCAGGGAGUCCUCAAGAAGGUACGAUUGAUUGACUGGUUGAUUUAUUUAUUCGUAGACAUGAGUUGGUUUUAGAUUUGUGAUAAUUUGUUACGUAAAAGAGAGAAGUUAGAAAGAACAUACCAGUUGCUGGUGGAUCGGGUUAGUUGGGAGAUUUGCGGAUCUUGAAUUGAAUUUAUUUGGGUAAAAACAUAUACAGCAAGAUGUAUACUGAACAAAAAAUAUAAACGCAACAUGCAACAAUUUCAAAGAUUUUACUGAGUUACAGUUCAUAUAAGGAAAUCAAUCAAUUGAAAUGAAUUCAGUAGGCCCUAAUCUAUGGAUUUCACAUGACUGGGAAUAGAGAUAUGCAUCUGUUGGUCACAGAUAUCUUUUUAAAAAUGGGCCUCAGGAUCUCGUCACGGUAUCUUUGUGCAUUGAAAUUGACAUAGAUAAAAUGCAAUUGUGUUCGUUGUCCGUAGCUUAUGCCUGCCCAUACCAUAACCCCACUGCCACCAUGGGGCACUGUUCACAACGUUGACAUCAGCAAACCGCUCGCCCACACAACGCCAUACACGUGGUCUGCGGUUGUGAGGCCUGUUGGACGUACUGCCAAAUUCUCUAAAACAACGUUGGAGGCGGCUUAUUGUAGAGAAAUGAACAUUACAUUCUCUGGCAACAGCUCUGGUGGACAUUCCUGCAGUCAGCAUGCCAGUUGCACGCUCCCUCAACUUGAGACAUCUGUGGGGUUGUGUGACAGAACAGCACAUUUUAUAGUGGCCUUUUAUUGUCCCCAGCACAAGGUGCACCUGUGUAAUGAUCAUGCUGUUUAAUCAGCUUGUUGAUAUGCCACAACUGCCAGGUGGAAGGAUUAUCUUGGCAAAGAAGAAAUGCUCACUAACGGGGAUGUAAACAAAUUUGUGCACAACAUUUGAGCGAAAUAAGCUUUUUGUGCUUACGGAAAAUGUCUGGGAUCUUUUAUUUCAGCUCAUGAAACAUGGGACCAACACUUUACAUGUUGCGUUAAUAUUUUUGUUCAGUAUACAUUGUAUAUCCAGAGGAAAGCACUUCAACUUAUUAAUUAAAACACUUGUUUCCAAAGUGGUCCUCUAUGGUAAAGUUUAGGAUUUGUGCUAUAAUCAGCUGUGUGAUAAGACAACAAUGUACUUGUCUUACAAGUUCGAAGUUUCACUAUCUUACAUAAUGAAUUCAUAAGCAGUACAGUUAUAAUAUGGACUGUUCAUAAAGAAAUCAUUAGUUUGUCCAACAGAAGGUUGUUCUGUUUUUGUAUGUUGAAAUUAACUGAGCAAUUCUUGUUUCUCUCAUUCCAGGAGGUUCCCACAGAAGCCGCCCCUGACCAAAUAUCCCUAACAACGAAUGGCUCGGACGAAUUAAUGAAGGAGUUGGACAGUGAAUGA
Coregonus sp. 'balchen' is the source of this 28290-nucleotide messenger RNA. The record is from the annotation of a GenBank genome assembly. Lineage: Eukaryota; Metazoa; Chordata; Actinopteri; Salmoniformes; Salmonidae.